AUGAGCCAGGGUCUCCCUUCCGCUCGCCAGAACGCGACCGCGAUGACCGACGCCGAGACUUGCCUCCGCACGAUUCUCGGGGGUACAGUCCAGACCGGCACUACGAGGGCCGAAGGGAUUACGAUGAUCGUUGGGCCGACGACUAUGCGUCCUAGACUGCGAUCUCCUUCCCCUAGCAGGUGGCCUGACCCGGCGUCGCUUGAGUACCUCUUGAACUUCAAGCAGUUCGCGGAAUGGUUCCGGCACUCUCAUCCCAAGACUGCGCGCGAGGACGACGAGGACUUGCGGCAGAUUCGCGUUGGUGUGGAGACUGGCGCGUUACCGGAGUCUGUCCUCAUCGAGAAGCAUGGCAUGGCCAAGCGCUACGAGCGGUACCGGAAAGAGUACACUUCGCGACAGGCUUGGUUCAAGGAGCGGUACUCCCCGAAUGAGGAGGCGCGUGCUCUCCGAAGACGGGUUAACCGUCAAGGUCGUGUUCCUACUGUCCUGCAGUAUAUCAACGAGCUGAGAGACGGAAAGUGGGACGACGUUGAUUUCGACCAAAAGGAAGAUCAGAAGCCCCCGACAGAGGAGCCUGAAGGAUUGGACCGCGCAUUGGGAGAUGAUGCCUACGACCCUCUUCGCAUCGAAGUGCCGCCGCGACCUGGACAGGUCUUCGUCAAGACGGUUCCGCCUUCGACGCGUCGCGUCGACCUCGAGGGAGUAUUCGCGAAGCACCCCGGUUUCCAGUGGCUGGCUCUUUCGGACCCCUCGGCGAAGCGCGGCUUCCACCGCGUUGGCUGGGCGCAGUACGAGGAGGGCGUGAGUGUCGAAGAGGCUGUGAAUACCAUCGACUCGUCAAAGAUUGACAACUUUACGUUCCACAUGGGCGUCAAUGCCACGCCUAUUGUCGGACGUAUCCGUGUGGCCCCGUCGCUCACGGGCAACCUUAAGCGAUUGGAGCAGGAUCUUUCGUACGCCCGUGAACUGGCUCGUACACUUGAGGACGAGCUCAUGGAGGAGACGUCCCCCGCUCCUGAAGACGGUGACGCCGAGAAGCCCGAGGGCGACGCUGAGAGUGCGCCCAAGGACACCACACCUGGAUUGAGGGAGAGGGGAAGUGAGGUUGUUGAGGAUGUCAUCGCCAGGCUGCUGGCGAGCUCGGGACUCGACGGCGAGGACCUGGACGAGGAGCAAGCGAUUCGCAAGAUCUCGCUCGACCAGUACAUUGCUUACCUCCGUCACGGUCUGAGCACCUGCUACUACUGCGUUGUGCCGACGUCGUUCCCUGAAGAGCUGCACCGCAAAUGUGUCGGUCACAUUCGCGCUCGUGCCGACGAGGGAGAGGGCGAAAAUGGCCAUGACCGCGACCGCGACGAACGUGACAGGUCCGAGACCAAGAACGACGACGAACAGGACAACCACGACAACCACGAGGGCGACGAUCGUGACAGGAGGGAAGGACCGACCAGCAAGCGUUACACUUUCCCUACAAAGAGCAACGAUGAGCGUUGGAUCGAGACUUUGGACCUGAAGGUGCGGUCUCUCAUUGAGGACGUUAAUGUCGCCGAUUAUGGAGGCCGGGACCUGGAGGAUGAGACGAAGCGACUGACUGCUCCUCACAUCAAGCAGGAGGAGGCGGACAAGUAUCGCUGCAAGCAGUGCACCAAGCUCUUCCGCGCGCCAGAGUUUGUCAUCAAACACAUGGCCACCAAGCAUCCCGAGCUUACUAAGGACAAGCUGGAGGAUCUUGCUGUGUUCAAUGCCUUCUGUCUUGACCCUCAACACCUGCAGCCUUCGAGCACCACCCCUGCUGCCAUCGAUGACCAGUUGCCUUUGGCUCCUGGAACUCUGCCUGCGUUCAAUCCUGCCAAGGCCGCCCAGGCGAUGUUCAACCAAUCUGGCUCGCAGAGCGGCGGUUUCAACAUGGCCAUGCAGCAGCAGAUGAUGAUGAUGAUGCAGAUGCAGAUGAUGAUGCAGGGGGGUCAAGGCAGCAGCAGCAGCAUGCCUGGGGGACCAAGCUUUGGCGGCGUCGCGGCUCCCAGUGGUGCCAAAGCUAGCCGCGACUUUGACCCAGCAUCGCUGCCUCCUGCGCCCCCCGGCGGAGAGGACCCUCGUGCGAGGAGAGGUCGUGUUAGCUACCACGAUCUGGAUGAGCCGGGAGCUGGAGGUGACGGAGGUCUUCCUUACUAG
Molecule: messenger RNA, 2172 nt
Organism: Trichosporon asahii var. asahii CBS 2479
Lineage: Eukaryota; Fungi; Basidiomycota; Tremellomycetes; Trichosporonales; Trichosporonaceae
Product: arsenite-resistant protein ASR2
Exons: 4
Coding region: 1-2172 (723 amino acids)
Biological process (GO): primary miRNA processing; mRNA processing
Cellular component (GO): nuclear body
Source: RefSeq, a predicted model, not a curated record